GCAGCUACUGAACAGAAUCGACUAAGAUUUUUACAUAAUAACCAAGGAAUAUUACAUGCUGAUCUGUAUCAAAAACUUGCUGACACCAUAGGAAACAUUACGAAUAGAGAAUUAAACCUUAAUAAUUUUGGACAUCGAGUAAUUUUUCUUUCUACACAUAUCGGCAGUUUAUAUUAUAUGUUUGAAAAUUUUCAAGAUUCAAUAGCUAUUACCCGAUUUUACCAACACCCUGACAUUUUUGGAACUAUAACUGCAAAUUCUAGAUGGCCAGAAAUUGUUAAUGAAUUAUUACCUGGUCAAAUACUAGCAGACCGUCCUGACUUGGUA
This is a messenger RNA of Racocetra persica, 327 nucleotides long. The record is from the annotation of a GenBank genome assembly. Lineage: Eukaryota; Fungi; Glomeromycota; Glomeromycetes; Diversisporales; Gigasporaceae.